Messenger RNA from Melitaea cinxia (Glanville fritillary), 961 nucleotides. RefSeq names its product CCAAT/enhancer-binding protein-like (gene C/EBP). The transcript has a single exon. The coding region runs from base 1 to 837 and encodes 278 amino acids. Gene Ontology annotation, biological process: DNA-templated transcription; regulation of transcription by RNA polymerase II. NCBI's taxonomy places the organism in Eukaryota, Metazoa, Arthropoda, Insecta, Lepidoptera, Nymphalidae. Gene Ontology annotation, molecular function: DNA-binding transcription factor activity, RNA polymerase II-specific; RNA polymerase II cis-regulatory region sequence-specific DNA binding. The record is from RefSeq and is a predicted model, not a curated record.
AUGGAAUCCCCACAAAUGUACGACGCAGCCGCGGCCCCGCCGCCGCCGCCGCAGCCCGAUCUAAAAAAGGCGGCGGAGGAUAAAAGGACACCCUUCCCGCCUCCGGACCUAGACGAGCUCAAUGGACAGGAGAUCAGCUUGGAUUUGCAGCAUCUCAUCGAUGAUCAGUUCCGGGGGGAGGAGACGAUGGCUCUCUUCCAGGAGAUCCUCCCCGGGGGCCGGUCACCGCAGCAGAGGCCGUUCGCGCGGACGACCCUCGCGUACAUGCCCCAGCCCGUCCACUCCGGGGCUUCGUACGCGGCUCCCGUGCCUUCCAAUUCUCACGAUCAGGCGCCCCCGAUAAAAGAGGAGCCCCCGGAGCCGCACGAUUUCAGGAGAACAGUGACUUGCGCCCAAUACACGGGCCAGUACAACCCGCAGCCGCCAGUCGGAGUUAGCGGACCCUACGGAGGUGGCUUCACCCCGCUGCCUCCUCUGGGAGCUCCUCUGCUGCCCCCCCUGUUGAAACACAAACCGGCUCCGGCGAGACGAUCGUCCGGCAAGGUGAUAGACAAAGGCACAGACGAAUACAGGAGGAGGAGGGAACGCAACAACAUAGCGGUACGAAAAUCGCGCGAAAAGGCAAAAGUUCGUUCUAGGGAAGUAGAAGAAAAGGUAAAGACGUUACUUAGAGAGAAGGAAGCGCUGCUAAAGAGGCUGGAGGCGGUGACCGGGGAGCUAAGCCUGCACAAGCAGAUGUAUGUUCAUUUGAUAAACCUGAACCAUCCAGAAAUAACGGAGCUGUGCCGGUCCAUGUUGCAGCUCGGCGCCCCGCACGGCCAGGAUCACUCGCUCUGACCGUAGGUGAGUGGUCUAGACACGUGAUUUUUGUGAUAAAAGUUACCAUGAGUUCCAAAUAUAGUUUAUUUAUUACGUAAAUAGUUUUAAGAUAGAUGUAAAUAAGUUAAUAUUAACAGCCGUU